This is a messenger RNA of Acaulospora colombiana, 227 nucleotides long. Lineage: Eukaryota; Fungi; Glomeromycota; Glomeromycetes; Diversisporales; Acaulosporaceae. The record is from the annotation of a GenBank genome assembly.
AUCUCUCCAUCGAAAGCUCGGUCCGAGAUCACGUCAACAACACCAAGAGAACAUUUAUUCAACAAGCCAGUCUACCAAAUUUGUCAUCAGGGAAUAACAGCGCAAGGGACGUGUGGCUCUCUUAUCCCGUAGAACGUGCAGAAUCUAUUGUAGCACGCUUGAUUUCUCCUUCUGGACGACGCACAGCUAUCCUGAAGGAGACCAAUGCAACGCCCAAGAAGCGAUUC